AUGCUCGAAUUCCGAACGCCCGGCUUCAAUCCGUACAGCGUCAAGUACUCGCCCUUUUUCGACAGCCGGCUCGCCGUCUGCGCCGGCGCCAACUUCGGUCUUGUCGGCAAUGGGCGUCUCUACGUUCUCAGCCUGACGCCGCGCGGGAUCGUCUGCGAGAAAUACUUCGAAACGCAGGACUGCCUGUUCGACCUGGCCUGGUCGGAGCAACAUGAGAACCAAGUCUUGACCGCGGGCGGCGAUGGCAGCAUCAAACUCUUCGACAUGGGCGUGGGCGAGUUCCCGGUCGCGAACUGGCAAGAACAUGGGCGAGAGGUCUUCUCAGUACACUGGAACCUCCUCGAGAAGAGCACGUUCCUGUCCUCAAGCUGGGACGGCACGAUCAAGAUUUGGACGCCGGAGCGCAAGGAGAGCAUCAUGACGCUCCCGGUACACUCCUGCGUCUAUUCGGCCCAGUACAGCCCGCACCACCCGCAGAUCGUCACGGCCGUCUCACGCGACUCGCACCUCCGCGUGUUCGAUUUACGCAGCAAGCCCAGCGCGCAGAACCACCUCACGCUGGCGGUCCCGAUUCACGCGCCACCCAAGAUGCCGCUCCCGGGGGGCUUCACACCGCGCAGCACGGGGCCCACGGAAUGUCUGACGCACGACUGGAACAAGUACCGCGACUCGGUGCUGGCGACGGCAGGCGUCGACGGCGUCAUCCGAACAUUCGAUCUACGUAUGCCCUCGGGCCCGAUGCAGUUCCUCGCGGGUCACGAAUAUGCCACCCGCCGCAUCAGCUGGAGCCCGCAUCUCAGCGACGUCCUCUUGAGCGCCAGCUAUGACAUGACGUGUCGCGUGUGGACGGACGGGAGCAACGCCACGGCGACCGGAGAGGCGACCGGGAUAGGUCGCGAGUUGGGACGUAUGGAAAGACAUACGGAGUUCGCGAUGGGUGUGGAUUGGUGUUUGUUCGGGGCGGAGGGAUGGUGCACGACGUGUGCGUGGGACGAGCGGGUUUUGGUCUGGGACGUCCGGGAGCACAUGCGAGGGUGA
Molecule: messenger RNA, 1038 nt
Organism: Dissoconium aciculare CBS 342.82
Lineage: Eukaryota; Fungi; Ascomycota; Dothideomycetes; Mycosphaerellales; Dissoconiaceae
Product: WD40 repeat-like protein
Exons: 1
Coding region: 1-1038 (345 amino acids)
Biological process (GO): protein import into peroxisome matrix
Cellular component (GO): cytosol; peroxisomal matrix
Molecular function (GO): protein binding
Source: RefSeq, a predicted model, not a curated record